CCGCGGUUUGACGAAUUAGUUUCCACGACUCUACAACUACCCCGGUAUCGUUUGGCUCUUGGCUGCAGCAGCCACGCCGGCGCGACGUCUAUGGCGACCGCGCUGCCGUCGCCGCUCGUCCUGCAGCGUCGACCAGGCCUCGCUGUCGCGGCGGUGGCGCCUCUGCUCAUGCUCCUGGCCGUGGCAGCCUUAUCCUUCUUAUCGGUGGCCGUGGCGGCAGGCUCUCCGGAGCUCGUCGAGCUGACCCUCCUCGCCGGCGCUCGGGAGAAGGGCGCGGUUUGCUUGGAUGGGAGCCCGCCGGGUUACCACCUGCAGAGAGGCUUCGGCUCCGGAUCACACAGCUGGCUCGUCAAUCUUGAGGGAGGUGCUUGGUGCAGUACGAUAGAAGAUUGUUCCCAGCGCAAAAUGACCGACCUUGGUUCAUCUAAAUUCAUGGGAGCAGUAGAGUUCAGCGGGAUACUCAGCAGCAAGCACUCAAAAAAUCCUUAUUUCUACAACUGGAAUAAAGUUGACAUAAGGUACUGUGAUGGGGGAUCAUUUGCUGGGGAUGCGGAAGGCAAAGAUCAGGAUAGAGCCAAACUUUUCUUCAGAGGAUUGCGCAUCUGGGAAGCAGUUAUCGAUGAACUCAUGGGAAAAGGAAUGGACACUGCUAAACAGGCCUUACUCGCAGGUUGUUCUGCUGGUGGUCUAGCGACCCUAUUGCACUGCGAUAAUUUUCGUUCAAGGUUUCCUCAGGAGGUUUCAGUUAAAUGCCUUUCGGAUGCUGGAUUCUUUCUUGAUGUAAAGGAUUUAUCGGGGCAAAGGUUCAUGCGGUCGCUCUUCAAUGGAGUUGUUCACCUUCAGAAUGUUAGAAAAGUUUUGCCCAAGGACUGCCUCGCAAAGAAGGAUCCGACAGAGUGUUUCUUUCCGGCUGAGGUUAUUAAGAGCAUCAGCACCCCCACAUUUAUUCGGAACUCCUUUUAUGAUUCAUAUCAGGUAGGAAAUGUUCUUGCGCCAAACGGAUCUGAUCCUGGACAGUCAUGGUCGAGUUGCAAAGCUGAUAUUCGAAACUGCAGUUCCAGACAAAUUGAGGCAUUGCUUGGAUUCUGGAAGAAAUUUAUCAAGGAUUUGAAGGUUGCUGAAGACAAGAGGGACUGGGGGCUCUUCAUUGAUUCAUGCUUCAACCACUGUCAAACGCCAUUCAAUAUCUCAUGGCAUUCUAGGAUCUCCCUAAGACUUGGUAAUAAGACGAUCGCCGAGGCUGUUGCGGAUUGGUAUUUUGGUAGAGACCAUGGAGUAACGGAGAUCGACUGAGAGUUUCCAUGUACUAACCCCACAUGUAGCAGUCAGCUCGACCUGUAAUAAGUGAAGUUAUGCUCUUCGCUAUUGCCAAAUCAAAACAAUACUUCAACAUUC
This is a messenger RNA of Phragmites australis (common reed), 1395 nucleotides long. Its product is annotated as pectin acetylesterase 5-like. Bases 91 to 1293 code for a protein of 400 amino acids. The record is from RefSeq and is a predicted model, not a curated record. Lineage: Eukaryota; Viridiplantae; Streptophyta; Magnoliopsida; Poales; Poaceae. The transcript is spliced from 12 exons. Gene Ontology annotation, molecular function: hydrolase activity.